Messenger RNA from Cuscuta campestris, 1094 nucleotides. Lineage: Eukaryota; Viridiplantae; Streptophyta; Magnoliopsida; Solanales; Convolvulaceae. The record is from the annotation of a GenBank genome assembly.
CUCUCCACCGAGCUUUACUCUCACAUAUCUACUCACUUCUCUCACAACCUCUUACCAAAAAAUGGCCUCUGAUGGUAGUUUUGUCUUCCUAGCCCAUUGGAACGGUGAGAUAAUGAUCAAGAACAAUGAGGUGGAGUACUCAUUGCAUUCAAACAAGGCCUUUGUUUUUGAUCUUGAUAUCUCAUUCGAGGAGGUCUUCAAUGAACUCCUUGAUGCUAUUGGUGAAGAUAAUCUCAAUUCCAUCAAAAACAUUUGGGGAAAAUAUCCCAAAUACAAGGAUGGAGUUUAUGCUGCUUCACGCCCUUUCCCCAUUUCCGAGGAACGAACAUGGAGGUGUUUCGUUCAAAAGGCAACGAAUGAAUAUGAUGAACUUGUGGUUUACCUAGAUGCACACGAAGUUGAAGUGUUGGCUAACGAGGAAGAAGAAAUGGAGGAAGAGCAAAACCACCAAGCUCAUCACCACCAAGUUCAUCACCAACACCAAGUUGAUGAGGCAGGGCCGUCUAACACAGCACGAGACAUGGAUGAUGAAGAUGACUCUGAGGAUCUGACGUACGUUGCUAAUUCUGAUCAAGAGAGCUCUUCAGAUGAGUCUGAAGUCUCUGGAUGGGUCUCUAUGUACACACCGGACGUGUACACAGAGGAGCCUAUUAACAUUGCUGAACAAGGAAUUCCAGAAUUUCCGAUCCCUAGGCUCAUCCAGGCUGCAGAGGUAGGUGUUGGGGACAUUAUUAUGGUUGACAAAUUGAUGGCAAUGGGGUAGAAAAUUGAAGUCACAUGGACGUGCAUGCUAGAUGUUCAAUUCUAAAAAAAGGACAAUCGAUGAGAGGAAGUAAAUUACUCCCUCUGUCUAAAACUUUUUUCUCAGUUUGACUUUUCUCCAUUUUUAAUUUUUGGCUUUGAAUUCAAAUUUUAUCCUCUUUAAAAAAGAUUUUUUGAAUUUUUUUUUGCAAUCAGUCAAAAUAUAGAGUUAGAAGAUAAUUGGUGUAAAUACAUGAAGGUAUUAAUGUCAUUUGUCAUCGUUUUUUCUCUAAUGGGAAGGUAGUUUUAGGACGGAGAAAAAGGGGAAGUGGGAAGAAAGUUUUAGAACGGAU